This is a messenger RNA of Pogoniulus pusillus (Red-fronted tinkerbird), 1725 nucleotides long. It is a transcript of the gene FBXW4, whose product is annotated as F-box and WD repeat domain containing 4. Gene Ontology annotation, biological process: SCF-dependent proteasomal ubiquitin-dependent protein catabolic process. Gene Ontology annotation, cellular component: SCF ubiquitin ligase complex. Lineage: Eukaryota; Metazoa; Chordata; Aves; Piciformes; Lybiidae. The record is from RefSeq and is a predicted model, not a curated record. Gene Ontology annotation, molecular function: protein binding. The transcript has 9 exons. Bases 271 to 1512 code for a protein of 413 amino acids.
CCUGGCCGCGGGAGGGAGGGAGCGGGCAGCUGCGCAAGGGGAGUCCCAGCGACUCCCGUUAAUGAAUUAAUUAUCUAACGACGGUGGGCUCCGCGGCCCGUGCCCCCUCCCGCUCCGGUAGUCGCCUCCUCCUCCCCCGGAGUGGGGGAGUGACAGGCAGCGGCUCCUGCCCCAUGUGACUGGGGAGCGGCUGCCCCCGUCCAUGGCUUGGCCUCCCCCGGGCAGCAGCAGCUCCGGCUCCCGGGGAGGAGGGGCAGGAGCUGCUGCUCCAUGGGGAGGAAGGGCAGCCCCCGAUCCCCCCAGGCGGAGGGGGGAUCUCGGGCAGCCUCCCCCCGCUCCUCCUGCCCCCCGUCCCCGCUCUGGGCCUUACCCGAGGAGCUGCUGCUCCUCAUCUGUUCCUACCUGGACGCGCAGGCCUUAGGCCGCUUGGCCCAGGUCUGCCGCCGCCUGCGCUUCCUCAGUAGCCGCGAUCUCCUGUGGAGGAGGAUAGCUCGUGGUUGCCUCAACUCCGGCUUCACUCAGCUCGGCACCGACCUGUUUGCUGGCCUUCCAGUGAAGGAAAGGGUGAAAGUGUCUCAGAAUUGGAGGCAUGGACGCUGCCGGAGAGAGACACUCCUGAAAUGGAAAUGCAAUUUGCUGCCCUGGAUGGAGCUGGAUGGAGAGUAUCUCUACCUGUCUCAAGCAGAGAACAUCCAUGCCUACCGGCUCCGUCCAGAUGGUACAGGUUUGCAGCGUCACCCUCAGGCUAUCUUCUCUGGCCACCAGAAGGACGUAUGUCGCUUUGUUCUUGUCAACUCCCACAUCGUCAGUGGAGGGGGAGAUGGAAAUAUUGUCCUUCACAAGAUCCGUGGCUCCUAUAGUGUCAAGUUCUCUGCACAUGAACAGGAGGUGAGCUGUGUGGAUUUCCAAGGUGGCUACAUUGUCAGCGGCUCCCGCGAUAGAACAGCAAAGGUUUGGUCCCUGUCCGCAGGCAGAGUUGGGCAGUGUCUACAUACAGUGCAGACAGAGGAUCGAGUGUGGUCCAUUGCUAUCAGCCCGUUAUUAAGCUCAUUUGUGACUGGGACAGCCUGCUGUGGACACCCCUCACCUCUGAGAAUCUGGGACCUUGAGAGUGGUCAGCUGUUGACCUGUUUAGGCACUGACUUCCACUGUGGAGCUGGAGUCCUUGAUGUCUUCUAUGAAACACCUUCCCUUCUCCUUUCUUGUGGGCAUGACACCUACAUUCGCUACUGGGACAUACGGGCCAGCACCAGGAAGUGCGUGCAGGAGUGGGAAGAGCCCCACGACAGUGCCCUGUACUGCCUACAGAGCGACAACAACCACAUGAUUGCCAGCGGCUCGGCCUACUACGGCGUGGUGCGCCUCUGGGAUAAGCGGCAGACUCGCUGCCUGCAGAGCUUUUACCUGUCUUCACCCACCAGCAGCCCCGUGUACUGCCUCCGUUUCAGUACCACCCAUCUGUAUGUUGCCCUGGCAUCAGCCCUGCAUGCCCUGGACUUCACAGCCCCAUGAAGGACACCACAGCUACUUCUGGUCACCCCAGCUCGAAAGAGUUGACACUUGGCUCAGGGAAUUGGAGGGCAGGAGAGGUGAGAAUGGUCCCCAAGGUUUCCAAAGGAUUAUUUUGCCUGCCAGAAAGCUACAACGAAGAGUGCACAAAGGACCUAAUUUCCUCAGCCUCAUCUGCCUGUUGGUAGAAAUAAAGUCCAAUUGUCUUUACCUUUU